GGCUGCCUCUGGAGUUCAGCUGUGAGCAUCUCUACAGGAGGGGUGGAAAACUUCACUCCUUCAGCCUCAUCCGAUUGAUUACUCACGACAGACAGAUAGAUAGAUAGAUAGAUAGAUAGAUAGAUAGAUAGAUAGAUAGAUAGAUAGAUAGAUAGAUAGAUAGAUAGAUAGAUAGAUAGAUAGAUAGAUUUGAUGUAGCAAUAAAUGACAUGCAACAACAACAAUCUUUUCAAAGCUUUUUGUAGACAUACAAACACAUUUUGGGAUAAUGCAUAUUUAUAAAUAUAUAAAAUAUUGUUUAAAUUGUAUAACAGUUGCUAUUUUAUGUUGCGAAGACAAUAUAAACUCGUAGACUAUAUAAGCCAUAAACGAUAUAAAAAUGUAAAUGAAAUACUGAUGAUGCAACACACGCUUUGGCGCCUUCUUGCUAUCACAAGACAAACACCUGUUGGUCGUAAUACUAUAAUGGGACAUUCGUCAUCUCAAAAAGUGUUGUGGAAGGGCGUUUAAUAGUCUCAGAGAGAAAAGAGGAGGUAAAUGUCAAGACGAAGAUGAAGUAAUUCGACUUAAAUCCCACCUUUCGGUGAACUUCGACAGCAGCCCUUUGCGAAUCAUGGCUCUAUGAAUGUGUGCAAAGAUCCCAAUGACCUGGAUAAUUGCCUCUGGCCCACAUAGUGUUCUCCAUCCUGCACAAACUUCCAUGUUCCUUUAUCAGUUUGCUGAUGAGAGGAAGUAGACUCCAGUCCUCCUCCACACACUGAUUCUGUUAAGCGUAGGAUGGGACUGACUUUGACCGACAAAUACAACUCGAUACUUUUCACACUGGAAUUGGUUUGGUUGUUACAGGCAGCGUGUGCUGGAGGAACAUGUGAAAAUGUAUUUAAAGGUUUCUCAGACUGCCUGCUCAGCCUUGGAGAAAACAUGGUGAACUAUCCCCAAGAGCUGGAUGACAGCAAAAACCUACAGACCAUCUGCUCAUAUUGGGAUGACUUCCACUCGUGUGCCUCCACCGCUAUCGCAGAUUGUCAAGAAGGAGCUACAGACCUCUGGGAAAAACUGAAACUGCAGUCCCAGAGCUUGAACUAUCAGGGAAGUUUGUUUGAAUUAUGCUCCGGGGAUAAUGGAGUAUCCACAGUUUUAUUACCUAUGGAACUGAAGAUACUGCUGAUGUGUUUUACCACACUGGUGGCUUGGCUUGCUUUUGAGUAAUAAACCCGAAGAUCUGUCCUGAAACAAGUUUCAGAAUGGAUAAUAUGCAUCCUUGUCUCUCUUCAGCUGACUCAGUACAUGUUUUGAUUCACAUAUGAUGAUUAUGGUAAAUAUAGGACUCAUUGGCACUCCUUGACCUAUAGAAGAAUUCAGAAGUAACUCUCUUAAAUGGGUCUUAGGUCUUUU
Carassius carassius (crucian carp) is the source of this 1395-nucleotide messenger RNA. RefSeq names its product neuritin 1b (gene nrn1b). The coding region runs from base 778 to 1209 and encodes 143 amino acids. Gene Ontology annotation, biological process: neuron projection extension; nervous system development. The record is from RefSeq and is a predicted model, not a curated record. The transcript is spliced from 5 exons. Lineage: Eukaryota; Metazoa; Chordata; Actinopteri; Cypriniformes; Cyprinidae. Gene Ontology annotation, cellular component: plasma membrane.